Messenger RNA from Papaver somniferum (opium poppy), 2122 nucleotides. Its product is annotated as probable galacturonosyltransferase 12. The transcript is spliced from 6 exons. NCBI's taxonomy places the organism in Eukaryota, Viridiplantae, Streptophyta, Magnoliopsida, Ranunculales, Papaveraceae. Gene Ontology annotation, molecular function: polygalacturonate 4-alpha-galacturonosyltransferase activity. Bases 182 to 1795 code for a protein of 537 amino acids. The record is from RefSeq and is a predicted model, not a curated record.
AAGAGACAACACAACAAUAACUACGACCACCUCACUUCUCUUCCAUUUACAGUAUCUCUCUAACAUUCGUCUUUUUGUAGUUUUCUCUGAGAGCAGAGAGACAGAAAGGAGUGGAUUCUUACAGAUAUACAGAACAAGUUGAUAUAAUUUGGCUCCGUUUUUCCAUCCAAGUUUAGUCAAAAUGCAGCUUCAUAUAUCCCCGAGUUUGAGACAUGUAACUGUAUUUACAGGGAAGGGAGUAAGAGAUUUCAUGAAAGUAAAGGUUGGAUCAAGACGGGUUUCGUAUCGGAUGGUUUUUUACUCGUUAUUGCUCUUAACAUUUUUACUUCGGUUUAUAUUCGUCUUAACAGCUAUGGAUACCAUUGAUGGGGAGACCAAGUGUUCAACUAUGGGAUGCGUGGGGAAAAGAUUAGGACCAAGAUUUUUCGGAAGACGGAUGGAUUCAGCGGUACCAGAAGAGGUUUAUAGGAUACUAGAAGAAAACGUUAAUCAAGAAAGUAUACAAGGACUAGGAAAAGACCAACUAGUUCCACAGACGUUAGAGGACUUUGUUGCAGAAAUGAGAACAACCAAGUCUGAUUUGAAGACAUUUAGUAUGCGACUUAAAGCUAUGGUCACCUUACUUGAACAAAGGACACGAAGUGCCAAGAUCCAAGAAUACAUAUACCGUCAUGUUGCAUCCAGUAGUAUACCAAAACCACUUCACUGUCUUUCCUUGAAAUUAGCCAAUGAGCACAAAAACAAUGCAGGUGCACGACUUCAGCUCCCUGCAGCAGAGUUUGUGCCAAAUCUCGUCGACAAUUCUUUCUUUCACGUCGUCCUCGCCUCUGAUAAUGUUCUGGCUGCCUCGGUCGUUGCUGCAUCUCUUGUGCGCAAUGCAUUGCGUCCUGAAAAGGUUGUCCUUCACAUGAUAACUGAUCGGAAGACAUAUUCAACCAUGCACGCCUGGUUCUCUUUGCACCCUUUAGAUCCGGCUAUCAUUGAAGUUAAAGGGAUGCACCACUUUGAUUGGUUCACAAAAGGAAAAGUUCCAGUACUGGAAGCCAUGGAAAAGGACCAGAAGGUUAGGUCACAGUUUAGAGGUGGAUCUUCCGCAAUUGUCAAUGCAAAUACCACUGAGAAGCCUUAUGUCAUUGCGUCCAAGCUUCAAGCUCUUAGUCCCAAGUACAAUUCAGCAAUGAAUCACAUUCGUAUCUACUUACCUGAGUUGUUUCCUAGCUUAAACAAAAUAGUAUUUUUGGAUGACGACAUCGUCAUUCAAACUGAUCUUUCACCUCUCUGGGAUAUAAAUAUGGAAGGAAAAGUGAAUGGAGCAGUAAAAACAUGUAGAGGAGAUGAUAAGUUUGUAAUGUCUAAAAGAUUCAAGAGCUACUUGAACUUCUCGCAUCCGAUAGUAAAACAAAACUUCGACCCAAAUGAAUGCGCUUGGGCUUAUGGGAUGAACAUUUUGGACUUGGAAGCAUGGAGGAAAACUAACAUUAGCGAGACCUACCAUUACUGGCUUCAACAGAAUCUGAAGUCCGAGUUGAGUCUAUGGCAGUUAGGGACAUUGCCCCCUAGUCUUAUAGCUUUUCAUGGUCAUGUUUACACCAUUGAUCCUUUCUGGCACAUGUUAGGACUUGGUUAUCAAGAAAACACAACUACAGCUGAAGCCGAAAAGGCUGGUGUAAUCCACUUUAAUGGUCGAGCGAAGCCUUGGCUCGACAUAGCUUUUCCCCAACUUCGAGUAUUAUGGGCCAAGUAUGUUGAUUUUUCUGACAAGUUUAUUAAGAGCUGCCACAUCAGAGCCUCUUAGUUUUAAACUUAAUGAAGAAAGAAAGUUCAGAUGAUAUGUGCAUAGUAUAGUGAACAAAUUUCAAGAAUUUGAGAAGACUUGGAAAGAAUUGGUGGUUGAUUAGGUUUUGAGAGGCUUGAACAUUGGAAGAACAUAGCACUGACUCUGGUUUCAACUUCUCUAGAUGGAACUGCUAUUCUUGUUACUUUUCGUUCUUUCGUUUUUCCUUUUACCUCAUCGAAGUUGGGAAUUUUUUUAUUUUUUGAAUUUUAUUCUUUUGAGCCAGCUCCUUGUAUUUAUAAAUUUAAAAGGUAGAGUUUAAUGGAAAAUUUUAUAAUACUAUCUGAA